AACUUCCCUUGGCAAGGGAAGGGCAUUUCUCCGUUACUCCUUAGUGCACCAAAGACUUGCAGAUACUUUGCAACAGUGUUUUAUGAAUACCAAAGUUACAAGUGACUGGUACUAUGCAAGAAGUCCUUUUCUCAAUCCCAAAAUGAGUUCUGAUAUCGUUGGUCACCUCUAUGAAUUAACUGAAGUUCAAUUUGAUUUGGCAUCUAGAGGCUAUGACUUAGAUUCAGCAUGGCCCACUUUUGCCAGGAGAACAUUAUCUUCACUUGGCCCCUCAGCUUACCUGUGGAAACCUCCAAGCCGCAGUUCGAGUAUGAGCAGCUUGGUGAGCAACUAUCUGCAGGCACAAGAGAUUCCUUCCAGUCCCAAUGGGAAUAACUUUUUAAAUAAUGAAUCCCUUGAGGGCCUAGAUGAGUUGCACACAGAGCUUGACCAGGCAGAACUGCGGCAAAAGGAACUUCAGGAUCGGAUUCAGCAUCUGGAAAAGGAGAACCAGGAGCUCCAGGCAGCCAUCAGUUUUGAGCAACAGCAAGCACAUACAGAAAGGGAGAAGAGUGACCGUAUAAAUGAGGAGAACUCCAGGCUAACAAAGAUGCUUGAAGAGCUAGAGAAACAACGUGAGAUCUCUUAUUGCACUCAGGGUACUGUGCAGGACCUGCAGAAAUGUCUGCAGGCAUUAGAACUGAAUGCUGCUGAGAAGCAGAAAGAAUAUUUUGCAAGGCUGGAAGAGAUGGAGGCUAGCAAAAGGGACUCUGACUCAAAGGUACUUCUCCUGAAUCAAGAGCUGGAAAACACCAGGACUUCAAUGACCAUGAAGGACAUCUGCAUCAGUGAGCUUAUGGCCAAUCUGAAGUCAGCAGAACAGAAGAAUGAGGAGCUCAUAGACAAAGCCAAUGCCCUCCUGAAUGAAAAGGGGCAACAAACUAUAAGUCAAUAUGAGUCUGCACUGAAGGUUGAAGAGUUGCUAAAGAAGCUUCAAAUGGCAGAACAGGAAAAGGCUGAUGCCUGGAAGCUAAAUGACAAACACCUUUCUCAACUUAAAGCUAUGGAAGAGGAACUCCAUUUGAAAGAGGAUGCUCAGAAAGAGUUUGAACUGAAGUUGGAAAACCUCACCACCAGCUCCAGUGAAGAAUCUGAAAAACUGAGUACUAAACUGGAAACCAUGGCAACUGAAAGAGCUGUACUUGAGAAAGAGCUAGCAGCAAAAGACAAAGAAGCAGCUGGUCUUCAAAUCCAGUUGAAAGAUUCAUUGGAAUGUAUAAAAUCAUUGGGUAAAAAACUUGAGGAGGAAAGGGAAGAGAAAGCAGAACAUGAGGAAUCAUUCAGCCAUACAAAAACAAGAAUGGAACAAGAAGUAAAAAACACAAUGGAACACCUUGUAUUGCUGGAAAUUCAGCUAUCAGAACUAAGUCAGAGAGUUAAGAGCUUAGAGGAACAAAACGGAGAACUUGUUUCAGAAAGAGACUCUCUCAGAAAAACAGUAGAAAGAAUGGAACAAGAAGCAACCGAGCAGAGGUCCUCAUUGAGAAACAUCUCCAAAGGAAAUGAGAAACUCAAAUCCCAGAAUGUAAAUCUGCAACAAACCAAUCAGAAGUUAGAAGAGAAGUGGAGAGAACUGGAAGCAUCUAAAUCCUCUUUAGAAUCUGAAGUUGCCAGGCUGAGAGCCUCUGAGAAACAGCUCCAAAGUCAGAUAGACGAUGCUGUAGUGUCUGUGGAUGAAAAGGAGAAAAGGCUUCGGGAAGAAAACAAGCUGCUGGAUGAAAACCUGCAGAAUGCCACAAGGCAAAACCAAGCUCUGGAAGAAAAGAUGAAUACUUUCCAGACUGACUACCAAGAACUGAAACAGAGUGAAGAAACUACCAAGGAGUCCUUAAAUGUACUUGAAGCUAAGCUCCAGAAUACCAAAGAGCAUUGUCUGCAAAUGGAGAAGAGUUUGUCUUCUUCAAGGAAGAAUGAAGAAACUUUGCAGUUACUCCUCAGAGAGAAAGAUAAAGCAUUGCAGUGGCUGGAAAGCCAAUGCAGGCAGCUUCAAGGACAAGCUGAGAGGUACAGGAAAAAAGUGGAAACCCUUGAAACAGAAAAAGCAGAUAUUGAAAAAACUUGUCUUCAUCAAACAAAGGUGAUUGAAUCCAUUACUUCUGAAAGGACAUCUGUGGAGAAAGCCCAGCUGGAACAAGCAACCUCUCAAGAGAGAAGAUCAAAAGAUCUGGCUUCCAGAUUGGCUCUGUCUGAGGAACAGCUGCAUAUCAACCAGGCAGAGGUAGCUAGGCUUCAGGAGGAAAUUAUAGACCUUCAGGCUAAGUUUAGGCAAACAAUUGCAGAGAAGGAGAAACUGCAAGGCAAAUUGGUUGUCCGUGGGACAAUCCUAAGUGAGCAAAAGUCACUGGCCCAGCAGCUGAAGGAACAGAAUGAAACGCUCAACAGAAACCAUGUGCAGGAACUGCUUCAGUGUCAGGAGCAGGAGGAAGGGCUGAAAAAAGAGAGGGACCAGGAAGCCCAUCAGAAGGCUGAACUGGAGAAGAGCUUGCUAUGCCUCACAGAUGAAUUGUCCAAGGCCAAGCUGUGUUUAGAAACUGUUAACCUGGAAAAUAUGGAAAUCAAAGACCUUCUCCACAGGACCAACACUGAAAUGGCUGAGCUUGGCAUUCAGAUUUGCACUCUGACAUCUGAAAAAGCAGAAGCAGAAGAGAAGCUGUCUCAGCUCAUAAAAGAAUUCAGCGCUACCAGAGAAAGAGCAGCCAAAGAACAAGAGGAACUGCAGUAUGAGCUCUCAAGGCUCACUCAGGAAAAACAGGCCCUGCAAGAGAAACUGGAGGAUUCUGAGCUUUGUGCUGCCACUGUACCUGACCUGCAAACUCAGCUAGAGAUCGCAGAGCGACAGGCCCAGAGUUUUCAAGAGACCAGCAGAGAGGAGGUAUCUGCAGUCAAAUUUCAGCUGAGCACAGAAAUUAUAAACUAUCAAACAAAAUUUAAGGUAAUAUUCACAAUAACGGUGAAAAAAGGCCUGUGUGCAGAACUGGAUCUUGCCAUGGAUCAGAUAUCUGAGUACAAAAUAGCCCAGCAAAAGAAAGAUGAGGAAGUAGCACAACUUAAAGAAGAUCUGAAAAGGGCCCAGCAGGAAAUCAACAAAGCACAUGAGCUAGUGCAAGACUCUAGUGAUAAACUGAACAAGAUGAGAUCAGACCGUGAUGGCAAUGAGAAGAAGUUACUAGCCGAAGUAGAUGACCUCACAAGAACAAAGCAGUUCCUGGAAGAACGGUUGAUUGAACUUCUUAGGGACAAAGAUGCCCUGUGGCAGAAGUCAGAUGCUCUGGAGUUCCAGCAGAAACUCACUGCAGAACAAAGAUGGCUUGGUGAUGCAGAAGUAAGCAGCUGCCUAGAUUGUCAAAAGGAAUUUGGUUGGAUGAGUCGUCGGCAUCAUUGCAGACUGUGUGGACGCAUCUUCUGUUACUACUGCUGCAACAACUAUGCUAUGUCAAAACAGACAGGCAGGAAAGAACGCUGCUGCCGAGCCUGCUUUAAAAAAGCGAGUGACUCUGGAUCAAACGUUACCCAAGAAGAACCACCAUCAAGUCUACUGGCUUCACCAUUGUCCUUGGUGCAGAGAGUUAUGGUUUCAAGUGAAGCCUCUAAACCUACAGACGAUGCAGUGUUUGAUAUAAUCACAGAUGAGGAAGUGGUCCAAAUACAGGAAGGUGAUUCUGUUCACAACACAAGCCAAACUGAGGAAGACUCUCUGGACUGUAGCAUGGCUGAUCUAAACAGCACAUAUAAUUCCUCAACAUUUGAUGAGAUUGAUGACUUGCAGAUGACCCAAGAUGCAGAAAUAUGCUUGCUGAAGUCAGGAGAACUGAUGCUAAAACUACCGCUCACUGUGGAGGAGAUUUUUAAGUUUGGAGAAGCUAACAGAGAACUGUUCAUUAAAUCAAAUACUUACAGCAUUAUUCCUAUCACUGCGAUAGAAACUGGUCUUACAAUAAGCUGGGUAUUUUCAUCAGAUCCAAAGAGCAUUGCAUUCAGUGUGGUGUACCAAGAAUCAGAAGAAACACCAUUGGAUCAAUGUAAAGUUCUCAUUCCUAUGACUCGCUGCAACUCUCAUAAGGAAACUAUACGCGGGAAGGUGAAAGUGAGACAUGCUGGGAUAUACAUCCUGAUAUUUGACAACACUUUCUCAAGGUUUAUCUCAAAGAAAGUAUUUUUUUCACUUAGCUGUUCAACGCCCAAUAAUCUACGAUGGAAGUGAUUUUCCAUAGCCUUGAAUAUAUGUAAUAUUUAUAUACUGUAUUUUUUAAAAUUAUAUUUUUAAAAAACACUAUUUAUGUACAGUAAAAAGUUCCUGGCUUCUGAAAUCAAGAUGCCAAUCCAUUAUAAAACAUAAGGGUAACCUUAUAACAAUACAUAUUUUUUUCCUUUUUCUUUCUUUUGAGGGAGGAUAAAUGAGUUUAAUAAGAUAUUAAAAUUGAUAUUAUUUCAUGGAAUGUAAAAAGGAUUAAUUUGGCUCCAAAAUGUAGAAGAUAUUUCAUUAUUUGGAAAAAAUUUAAUAUGAUAUAAUUUGUCUACAAGAAAUUAAAAUCAAAAAAGAGGAAGAAAAAUAUUCAAAAAAUAGGAAAUUUGGGAAAGAAUUUGUAUCAACUAAUCCAAAAGGGAAAAAAGGUACAGUCGGCCCUUUUUAUACAUGGAUUUUUUAUACACGGAUUCAAGCAUCCAUGGUUUGAAAAUGUUAAAAAAAAGUAUAAAUUUCAAAUAUCAAACCUUGAUUUUC
Messenger RNA from Sceloporus undulatus (fence lizard), 4759 nucleotides. RefSeq names its product FYVE and coiled-coil domain autophagy adaptor 1 (gene FYCO1). Gene Ontology annotation, biological process: plus-end-directed vesicle transport along microtubule; positive regulation of autophagosome maturation. Gene Ontology annotation, cellular component: lysosome; autophagosome; late endosome. The transcript is spliced from 14 exons. The record is from RefSeq and is a predicted model, not a curated record. The coding region runs from base 83 to 4240 and encodes 1385 amino acids. Gene Ontology annotation, molecular function: metal ion binding. NCBI's taxonomy places the organism in Eukaryota, Metazoa, Chordata, Lepidosauria, Squamata, Phrynosomatidae.